This is a messenger RNA of Alosa alosa (allis shad), 1308 nucleotides long. It is a transcript of the gene tmem101, whose product is annotated as transmembrane protein 101. The record is from RefSeq and is a predicted model, not a curated record. The coding region runs from base 53 to 820 and encodes 255 amino acids. Gene Ontology annotation, biological process: positive regulation of canonical NF-kappaB signal transduction. NCBI's taxonomy places the organism in Eukaryota, Metazoa, Chordata, Actinopteri, Clupeiformes, Clupeidae. The transcript is spliced from 4 exons.
GACAUGCAAUCCAAAAUGCAACGCGAAUACGCGAUUUCCGCCCGUAAUCAACAUGGCGGCCCCGGGUAGACGAGAGUUGCUGAGGACUCUAUCCCAGUUCGGCGCUUUCAUUCUGACCCGUUUUGGAUUCUGGAAUUGUUUUAGCAUGCUUAUGCUGUUUGCUGAAAGAGCCGAUGUGAAAAGGAAGCCCGAUAUCCAGGUACCUUACCUGUACAUAGACAUGGGUGUGGCAGUGUUGUGCGCCAGCUUCAUGUCGUUCGGAGUGAAGCGUAGGUGGUUCGCCCUCGCUGCCGCCAUUCAGCUUGCUUUGAGUACUUACGUCUCCUACGUGGGAGGACUGGUUCACUAUGGGGACUGGUUAAAGGUGAGGAUGUACUCCCGGGCUCUUGCCAUUAUUGGGGGAUUUCUGGUUCUGGCGAGUGGAGCGGGGGAGGUGUACAGACAGAAACCCAGGACCCGAUCGCUGCAGUCCACAGGCCAGGUGUUCCUGGGGAUCUACCUGAUCUGCAUGGUGUACUCCCUGCAGCACAGCCAAGAGGAUCGUGUGGCGUACCUGGACCACAUCCCCGGCGGGGAGCUGACAGUCCAGCUGUUGGUGGUGGUGUUCGGGGUGCUGGCGUUCGCCUUCCUGUCCGGCGUGUACGUGCGCAUCGCCGCACAGAUCCUCUCCAUCAUGCUGCCGCUCGUCGUGCUAUUCAUCGACGGCAACCUUGGCUACUGGCACCGCACGCGCCACGUCGAGUUCUGGAACCAGAUGAAGCUAAUCGGGCAGAAUGUGGGCAUCUUCGGCGCGGUGCUCAUCCUGGCCACGGACGGAUGAGGAGGUGCCCAGGAAGAUGGUUGGCAGCGUUUAAGCAGAGGGAGGAGGCCCUCCCAACUCCCUUUCCUCCAGGGGAAGGGUGCUUGUACUCUGGGCCAGGACUGCGUCUCAGGCUGGGCUGGGUGGGGUGGGGUUGGGUUUUGAGAGGACUUAACCUGGUCAUGAACUCAUUGGAACUCAUCGAGCUUCCCAGACCACAAACAGGCCGAAGAACAUCUUCUUUACACAUCUUUAAAUCUUUCAGAUGUGAAGCGUCCAAAAAAAAACAUAAACAAAAAAAACGGUUCCAUUAUCUAUCUGUUGUUUAUAAUAUAUAAGACAUAUAUCAUCACUGUAAUGUUUGUUUACAUUUGCUCGACUGUUUUUAUAAUUGUUUAUUUAUGAAUAAAGUCUUGGUAAACCACUGUAAACUUACUGUUUACUUACUGUAAAGGCAGAGUUUACAUUGCUGUACUUUAGGGACGCCUUGUCUUGGUUGCAUCCAAGUA